AUGAUAGAACGGCGCGUUAUCCAGCCAUUCAAGGGGGAAGAUCCUCCGCUUUCUCCCUUCCCGCCCUCUCCCCCUCCUUGGCCGAUCCCGGGAGGGGGGCCGAGGGGGGGAGUGGAUGGGAUCCCCUCAGCUCGAGCUGAGGGGAGUGGAGGAGGACGCCCUCGGAGGCUCAUCGUCUCUCAUCGGCGCAUCACCUCUGCCAGCACUGCUGCUGCCGGUGCUUCCAGCCCUUCUCAUCACCAUGGCUUCGCACGGCGUGCCUCCUGUGCGCCCAGGGCUGCUGCUGUUCGCCUGCCACCUCCAAGCAGCGCCGCCGACCACUCGUGUGUGCAGAGGAACUGCGGCGCCAAUGCGAUUUGCGUCAAGGACAGUGCUGGAGUGGCGACCUGCGUGUGCAACGCUGGCUUCGUGCUGCAGGCCGACAAGAUUACAUGCACUGACACGUGUGUGCUCAAAAAGUGUGGUGCUAAUGCCAAGUGCGUGAAGAGCGCUGCAGGAGUGGCGUCUUGCGUGUGUGACAAUGGCUUCGUGCUGCAGCCUGAUAACGUCACAUGCUCUGACACCUGCGUCAUCAAGAAGUGUGAUGCCAAUGCUGCUUGUGUGAAGGACGCUCAAGGCGUUGCAUCCUGUGCUUGCAACACGGGCUUCCAGAUGCUGGAAGGCGCUUGCACUGACACCUGCGAGAUCAAGAACUGUGUGAGGGGCCGGUGCAUCAAGGACGGAUCUGGAGCGGCGUCCUGUGAAUGUAGCGCUGGCUACGUGCUGCAGGCGGAUGGCAGGACGUGCAAAGACACCUGCGAGAUCAAGAACUGUGUGAAUGGCGGGUGCAUCCAGGACGCAGUUGGAGUGGCCACCUGCGUGUGUCAAGAUAACUUUGCGCUGCUGGCGGAUGGCAGGACGUGCGCUUAUGUCUGUCAGAUCAAGAACUGUAAUCCCAACAGCCAGUGUGUUCCUUCCGGCAACGCGGCUACCUGUGUGUGUAACCCUGGCUACGUGCUGCAGGCGGAUGGCAGGACGUGCAUCAGCGCCCCACCUCCACCUGAUGCGUGCGCCGUCAAGAACUGUUCUGCCAACGAUCCCAAUGCUGGCUGUGUGAAGGACGCUCAAGGCGUGGCAUCCUGUGUUUGCAAACCGGGCUUCCAGAUGGCGAACGGCGUUUGCACUGACAACUGCAGGUUCAAGAGCUGUGUUGACUACAGCUACUGCACCAAGGAUCAAACCACUGGAGCGGCGUCUUGCGCGUGUUACAAUGGCUACACGAUGCAGGCGGAUGGCUCGUGCAAGACUGCCUGUGACAUCCUGGAUUGCGGCGCGAACAGCGAUUGUUAUACGGCUAACGGCCAGGCCACCUGUUUUUGUUACGACGGUUUCCAGCUGCAGGAGGAUGGCAGGACGUGCCAUGCAAGCGAUCCGUGCUGGUCGGGUCGCUGUAUGGAAUAUGCCUUGCAAGCCUGUAGCAGAAGAUGCGAUCUGUCUUUGCAAAUCUUGGGUCCCAUACGGUUUCGAAUACGCAUUUGGAUGUG
Closterium sp. Naga37s-1 is the source of this 1523-nucleotide messenger RNA. NCBI's taxonomy places the organism in Eukaryota, Viridiplantae, Streptophyta, Zygnematophyceae, Desmidiales, Closteriaceae. The record is from the annotation of a GenBank genome assembly.